Saccharomycopsis crataegensis is the source of this 588-nucleotide messenger RNA. RefSeq names its product peroxiredoxin. Gene Ontology annotation, cellular component: cytosol. Gene Ontology annotation, biological process: cell redox homeostasis; cellular response to stress; hydrogen peroxide catabolic process. Gene Ontology annotation, molecular function: thioredoxin peroxidase activity. NCBI's taxonomy places the organism in Eukaryota, Fungi, Ascomycota, Saccharomycetes, Ascoideales, Saccharomycopsidaceae. Bases 1 to 588 code for a protein of 195 amino acids. The transcript has a single exon. The record is from RefSeq and is a predicted model, not a curated record.
AUGGUCGCUCAAGUUCAAAAACCAGCUCCAGCUUUCACUAAGACUGCUGUCGUUGACGGUACUUUCGAAACCGUCAGCCUCGAACAAUACAAGGGUAAAUGGGUUGUUUUGGCCUUCAUUCCAUUGGCUUUCACUUUCGUUUGCCCAACUGAAAUCAUUGCUUACUCUGAAGCUGUCAAGAAGUUCACUGACAAGGAUGCCGUUGUCUUGUUCGCUUCCACUGACUCUGAAUACACCCACUUGGCUUGGACCAACGUCGCCAGAAAGGACGGUGGUUUGGGUCCAAUCAACAUUCCAUUGAUUGCUGACACCAACCACUCUUUGUCUAAGGACUACGGUGUUUUGAUUGAAGAAGCAGGUAUUGCCCUCAGAGGUAUCUUCAUCAUCGAUCCAAAGGGUGUUUUGAGACAAACUACCAUCAACGACUUGCCAGUCGGUAGAAAUGUCGAAGAAACCUUGAGAUUGAUCGAAGCUUUCCAAUUCACUGAAAAGUACGGUGAAGUUUGCCCAGCUAACUGGACUGAAGGUGCUGCUACCAUCAAGCCAGAUGUCGAACAAUCUAAGGAAUAUUUCUCUAAAGUUAACUAG